CCUUCAUUUCUCCUUCCGUCUCUCUUCUCUCUCUCAAUCGAAAAUCUAAUCGUCUUCUCGUCUACGGUUUCUUCGCUGGAAAGAGAAAUCGGGUCCCCCGAUUCAACCCGAUUGCACUCCGAAUCCGAAGCCCCUCGAAUUCCAUCAACCUUUUGUUCCCAAUCUCGAGGCUCUCCCUUCGUUGAUUCUCUGCUUCAAUGGCCGCUCUAUCCGUGUUUCUUUGAUUAUCAGAGGGUGCGCGAUUGUAAUCUUAGCUAAAGUUGUCUGGACCUGGGACUUCUUACUUCCAUGGUGUGCAAUCUGGACGGAGGAUUAGGGAUAGGGUUUUCCGUUGCGAGCGUGUUCCUUGGGUGCUAAUUUUUUCUGAGUAGGGUUUCUUUUUCGUCUUGAUUUGGUUUGAUAAGGAGAAGACUAGGGGUUGGCUUGAGAGGAUAAUGUGUAUAUUGUGUGUUAUUCAGAAGUGGUCUCGCCGUGUCGCGACGAUGCUGCCUUGGUUGGUCAUUCCGCUGAUUGGACUUUGGGCUCUGUCUCAGCUUCUUCCACCGGCUUUCCGUUUCGAAAUUACUUCACCGAGGCUAGCUUGUGUUUUUGUGCUUUUAGUUACUUUGUUCUGGUACGAGGUUUUGAUGCCUCAGUUGUCUGCUUGGCGGGAGAGGCGAAAUGCCCGUCUUAGAGAGAGGAGGAGGUUGGAAGCUAUUGAGCUGGAGAAGCUAAAGAAAACUGCUACCAGGCGUUGUCGUAAUUGCUCAACGCCUUACCGGGACCAAAAUCCAGGAGGUGGCCGGUUUAUGUGCUCGUAUUGUGGGCAUAUUUCCAAGAGACCUGUCUUAGACAUGCCUUUGCCUCCUGGAUUAGGCCUUUCUGGUUCUGGGAUCUUGAAGGAUCUUGUUGGGAGAGGUGGCAAGAUGUUGAAUGGAAAGGGAUGGACUGAGAAUGUGUGGACACAUGGACAAGAAUGGCCAGAAAUCGGGACUUGGGCUAGCGGGGCAAACUCAGCACGGUCCAGCUAUUGGCAGGACAACAGGGGCGGUGCAUUUGGAGAUGAUGAAAAUUGUUUGGUGGAGAAAUCUUAUUCUGGUGGCGUCCUUUUUGCUUGCCGGUUGCUAACUUCCUUUUUCUUGAGCAUUAGAUGGCUAUGGAGAAAGGUUUUUAGGUUUAGUUCUUCGGGUGAUGAAUCAUCAUCUGAUGCAGACCAGAGACGGUUGUUGGCUAAGCGGGGUGAGCAUGGGACCAACUAUAAUGAGAGUAGGGGAGAGAAAGCUCGUAGAAAAGCUGAGGAGAAGAGACAAGCUAGGUUGGAGAAGGAGCUUUUGGAGGAAGAAGAGAGGAAGCAGAGAGAGGAGGUUGCUAGGCUUGUCGAAGAACGCAGAAAACUAAGAGAUGAGAAAAUUGUGGCUGAGAGAUGCAGCAAAUCAUCACUGACUGCCAAAGACAAAGAGAGCAAGAAGGAAGCAGAUAAAAAACGGCAGGAGAGAAGGAGAGAGAAAGAUAAGGCCUCUAGUAAGAGCAAUUCCGAUGCUGAAGAGCUGGACAAGAGAACAGGAAAGGAAACUGAAUGGAAGCGGGAGCUUGAUAAGAACGAUCGUCUGGAACAUCAGAGGCAUGUGUCUGAGAAUUUCCGGGGCCACCACUUGGAAAAGAGACAUGGGCAUGGAAUAGAGAGUAACACCACAAGCAACCAUAGCAGGACAAGUACUGGCGGUAGGUACUUUGAUCGGAUGAAGGGUACAAUCUUGUCUUCCUCUAGGGCCUUUACUGAUAGCCGGUUUUUUGGGAAAGGUGUGAAUACUUCUACAAUUGCAAAAGAGAACAAGGUCAUCAGUUCUGCAGAUCAUUCUCAUACCUCUAUCCAUACAAGGGAUAUUAAUCCAUCUCACUUGGUGGGUGUGAAAUCUGUCACAAAUGGGGUAGAAAGAAAUGCGAGCCAUCCUGUUGUUUCUGAACCUCAAGCAAGUGGAGGGCCCAGAAAAUCAUGGCACCAGUUAUUUUCUCGUUCAUCCUCUGUUCCUGUUUCCUCCAAUGUGAGUGUUAUCAGUAGACCUAGUACGAAGCCUCAGGCAGCUGUUCAAAGCUCGCACGUUCCUGGUCAAGUUUCUCCAAUACGAACCUUUGACAAUCCGAUCAGUUUUGGGCUGCCAUCACCUUUUACCAUGCCAACGUAUUCUAGUGGAUCUACUACCAGUAGUUUAGGUUUCCCACCAGCAACAGAGAUUGGUCUUCCUCAAUCCGGGGAAGAGACUCGUGAAGAGCCAGAGCUUUUUGAAGAUCCAUGUUAUGUUCCCGAUCCAAUAUCUCUGCUGGGGCCUGUUUCAGAAUCACUUGAUUUAACAUCUGAGUUUGAAACAGGCGUAGGACUGGAAAAGCAGCAUGCAUUGAAGAAAACAACAUGUUCUGAAGUCAACAAGCCAUCUCCCAUUGAGUCACCCCUGUCAAGAUCACGAAUUGCUGAUGAAAAGCAAUCUGAUGAUGGGAUAUGGCAAAUGUGGAAGAGUUCCCUUGGCCAAGACAGCCUUGGUUUUGUUGGUGGACCAGCGGGCUGGCUUAUAACUCCAGAGAGUAGUAGUAGAUCUAACAAGGAAGACAUCAUGCAUUGUGUACCUCAGAGUAGGACAACAUCGUUGUUUGCGAAAGAGGAUCCCAGUGCUUAUCCACACAUGGACCGUCUGGGAAAUGAUCAGAGAAGUGGGGCUUUCAGCCCUGUUGCUGGUCUGAGCAAACAUGAUCCCUGGUCACAGAAAGCGUUUUUUCCAGCAUUGUCUGGGACUGUUAGUCCGCAAGAAGGCGUCCAUAAAGAUGGGACGGCAUAUGGAAGUCCGACGGGGUCAAUGCCUGAUCACCCGUUGGAGCAUCCUUCUGCGAAUCACUGGCUCAAGGCAGCUGUUGCCCAGAGGAUGCACGGCAUGUCUGAGUGAGAAAAUCUCGUGGUGGUGGCGAAGCAUUCUGAGAAUGGUGGGAAGCAGUUUGUGGAGGAGGAGGAGGGGGAACAUGUACAGCCGUCGUUUUCGUAGUUGAAAGAAGGAAUCAGAGACAUUUGGUGUUUUUAUUCAUUGAAGCAGAUAUACAUCCUCUUGUCUUCAAGGAGGAUUUCGUCUUUUCCUUUUUGAAUUGUGGAAUGUGGGGUACUGAAAAGACAAAAGAUUUAGCUCCGAUAGACUCGCACUUACCACGUAAUUAAUUAUCAGGCUGCUCUUGUUUACUUUUA
This is a messenger RNA of Tarenaya hassleriana, 3202 nucleotides long. RefSeq names its product stress response protein nst1. Lineage: Eukaryota; Viridiplantae; Streptophyta; Magnoliopsida; Brassicales; Cleomaceae. The transcript is spliced from 4 exons. The record is from RefSeq and is a predicted model, not a curated record. The coding region runs from base 435 to 2912 and encodes 825 amino acids.